Molecule: messenger RNA, 1662 nt
Organism: Schistocerca cancellata (South American locust)
Lineage: Eukaryota; Metazoa; Arthropoda; Insecta; Orthoptera; Acrididae
Product: piggyBac transposable element-derived protein 2-like
Exons: 5
Coding region: 1-1662 (553 amino acids)
Source: RefSeq, a predicted model, not a curated record
AUGGCGGCCCGACAGCGUCGUAAUGACACUCAUGUGCUAACUGAUGAAGAGAUAUCACGCAUACUGAAUGAAAGUGAUGCAGAAUGUUCAAAUUCUGACUCUGGGGAUGACUUAUUUGCUGAAAUGAAUCAACAGCCUACGAUGUCAGACUCUGAAUGUGAUGCUAAUGACGAAAUACAGUCUCUAAACAUUGAAGAUGUAGCGAAUGGUGGUGUUAAAAAAUCCACAACAGGUUUGAGGAGGAGAGCUACUUGCAUGCCUGAGAUGGGCCCAUCUCUGGAGAACAAACAGGAAAGUGAUUCCAGUGGACCUAAAGGAACGCUAGAAUCUUUCGUGGAUUACUUUCCAGCUGAAUUUUGGGAGCUUUUGGCGUAUCAGACAAACCCGAAAUCUGUUCAGACUAGUUCACUUAGUUUGAAAACAACAAAAUCAGAAAUUUUGCAUUAUAUUGGGAGUGGAAUUGUCAUGGGGACUUUUAAGAUACCACAGAUAAAAAUGUAUUGGUCCAGCCUUCUCCGCGUUCCUCUCGUCACUGAGGCCAUGCCCAGGAAUACAUGUUACAAACUUAGAAGUAAUCUGCGUUUUAUUGAUAACGUAAGUGCUCGGGACCCUAAUUAUAAGCUGUGGAAAAUUUAUUCACUUGUUGAUGCAGUGAGGAAACAAUGCUUAACAUUGCCCAGAAAUUCACAUUUGAGUAUUAAUGAACAAAUGAUUCCUUUCUCUGGGAGGUGUGGUUUCACUCAGUAUGUUCUUUCUAAGCCUAAUCCACUGGGGUUAAAAAAAUUUGUUCUUGCUUCUAAUGACAGACUACUCCUGGAUUUCUGUAUUUAUGUUGGGAAGGGCACUGUUCCAGAAGAUGAUCUGAAGACCCUGGGUUUGGGAGGAGCUGUUGUCAAACUAUUGUCAGUAACUGUCCCCCAAGAUGGCUCUCAUGUAAUUUACACAGAUAGAUUCUUUACAAGUGUUACAUGUGGAGAAAUGUUGUUGGAGAAGAACAUUUUCCUGACACGAACAGUUAUGAGGAAUAGAAUUGGUUCAGCUGCUUCAAAACUGAGGGAUGAUAAGUGCCUAAAAAGAGGUGAAUGGAAUGAGAUUGUAAGGGAAGAUGGCAAACUCUUUGUUGUCAAAUGGAAAGACAAUAAAUGUGUGGCAUUACUUUCCUUUUGCACUGGUAGGAAUCCUGUGGGUACAUGUAAAAGAUGGUCCGAAAAAGAUGGGCAGAAGAUUGAUGUCCACCACCCAGCUGUAGUACAAGUAUACAAUCAAAUGAUGGGAGAUUUGAAUAAAAAGGAUCAGAUGCCUUUGAUAGUUUUUCGACUACAUCUAGACAUGUCACUUAUAAAAUCUCAGGAACUGUGUAAUAUCAGUAAGCAGCCACUGGCAACACAUUGUGGCAUUGAUGAAGAAAGUUUCACAGAUGAGGAACAAUUUACACCAAUAUCAAAAUACAGGAAAGUUCAAGGGACCUUAAAUGUUAAGUUUUUUGAUAUGGACAUUGAGUUUGCUAACAUAUAUGCUAAGUUAACUGAACAGCAAGCAUCUAUAGAUGCUAAAUUCAUUGAUCAACAACAGUCUUCAGAAAUUAAGUUUGCUGAACAACAGGCUAAUUUAAUUGCAAUUUGGAAGGUUAAACUAGACAAACAACAGGCUAAAGUUGAUUAG